Molecule: messenger RNA, 3136 nt
Organism: Herpailurus yagouaroundi (jaguarundi)
Lineage: Eukaryota; Metazoa; Chordata; Mammalia; Carnivora; Felidae
Product: oral-facial-digital syndrome 1 protein-like
Exons: 11
Coding region: 9-2015 (668 amino acids)
Biological process (GO): epithelial cilium movement involved in determination of left/right asymmetry
Cellular component (GO): ciliary basal body; centrosome
Source: RefSeq, a predicted model, not a curated record
GUUUUCUCAUGCAGUUUUUAAGAGAAAUGGAAGAAUAUCAUCAGUCCAGAAAGAGCUGUGAUGUGGGAACUCAGACAAGUUCAACAUUUCCUAGCAAAGACUCUCUUGUGGAGAAGCUUCAGCUUAUUGACGAUGAGUUUGCAGGUGCUUACCCUCAACGUCCAAAGUUAGAAUCCUUAGAAGUAAAGUUAAAUGAACAUAAGAGAGAAAUGGAACAGCAGCUUCGGGCAGAAAUGUGUCAAAAGUUAAAGUAUUUUAAAGAUACUGAAAUAGCAAAAAUUAAAAUGGAAGAGAAAAGAAAGUCUGAGAGGGAAUUGGCUGAGUUCCGGAACGAAUUGGAGAGAGCUUGUCAAGCAAAAUCUGACGCCCUUAUUUCUCGGGAAAAGUUGUCUCUUGAGAGAAUUCAGAAGCACCAAGAGAUUGAAACCAAGGAGAUUUAUGCUCAGAGACAACUUCUCCUCAAAGAUAUAGACGUGCUAAGAGGCAGAGAAGCAGAGCCGAAGCAAAGAAUGGAAGCUUUUGAAUUGGCUCAGCGGCUACAAGAAGAAAAAAAUAAAAGCGCAACUGAUGCACUUAGUAAACGGGAGCUGAAUGUCCAGAGUAUUGAGGAGACCUAUGACCAAAAGAUCAAGAAUGAGCUUCUCAAAUAUCAACUUGAACUCAAGGACGACUAUAUUGCUAGAACUAACAGGCUGAUAGAAGAUGAAAGGAAGAAUAAAGAAAAAGCUAUACGUUUGCAAGAGGAGCUGAUGGCUAUUAAUUCAAAAAAGGAAGAACUCAGUCAUUGUAUAAAUCGUGUCAAAGAGCUUGAGCUUGAGUUAGAGUCGGUCAGAACCCAGUCUUUGGCAAUAAGCAAACAAAACCACCUGCUGAAUGAAAAGGUGAAAGAAAUGAGUGACUAUUCGCUACUGAAACAAGGAAAACUGGAGCUUCAGGCGCAAAAUAAAUUACUUAAACAACAGCUGGGAGAGACCAGAAAUGAGAACUUGCCCCUUCUAAACCACCUGGCUCAGCCUUCUCCAGAGCUGGUGCCUUUUCAGAAAGAACUAAAGAAAGCAGAGAACGCUGUCGUGUGUGAGCAUAAGGAGUUCGAGAUCCACAGGCAGAACCUGCAGAAGCAGCUGCAAAGUGAAAUUGAACGUUCUGCACAGCUGAAGGCCCAGAUCCUUGAUUACGAAGAUUGCAUAAAGAGAUUAAUGAGACAGGUGGAUGAUUUGAAAUUGCAACUGAAACAAACUCAGACGGCCCUAGAGAACGAGGUGUACCGCCACCCAAAGAAUUCUCUGCUCGAUCGGCCCAUCAGCGGAUUAAUGGGUGGCGACGUGGUGGUACCUCACAACGAUGUAAGCGGGGAUUUCUUGAAAGAUGCUUUUGGACUGGAAAGGCUGACGGCAGGCAUGCUUCUGUCAAGGAUCGCAAGUGACCCAAGUGCGAGCACCGGGAGUAGUUCCCCCGAUUCUGACCUGGAGUUUGUAGCCAAGACCAAGGCAAGGGUGAAAGAGCUAGAGGAUGAGGCCGAGCGUUUGGAGAAAGCUUUCCGAACUUACCAUCCAAGAGUUCAUCCACGCCCCACGGGAAGGUCUUCAGCAACCACGAGCUCGCCACCCCUGCACAUGACAGGAACACCCAAAAAGGCCACUUCCAGUUCCCCUGGAAGACCUACUUCCGUAGAGGACGCGGCUGUCCCUGAGCAGCCUCUGGCAGGCACACCCGAGGAGGACAGGAGCAGCGCUUCGGCUUCUGAGGCACGGCCGCACAAGGGCACGCCCUCCAGACGCCUCUCCUCCACUCCGCUGCCAAAGGCCGAAAGCAGCCUCCUUGCUAAAGCGUAUCUGGAAGGUGAGCUGCCAAGAGGGUUGUGGGGUGCUCUGCAUUUGGAAGCUUCUGGUGCUCAGAGGGCCUCUGAGCCGAGGGAGAGUGCUGUCCAGGACGGCAGGAAGGAGCCAACAACCACAAGCUUUGCACUGGGUGAGCAGAAGCCACCCUCUGGGUCACUUACAGCCCCACUUGUCUGACCUCGUGCCCUGCUCUGUGUGACCUCAUGCUCUGUUCUAUGUGAUCUCAAGCCCCCCUGAGUGUGCCCAUGUGACCAACUCUGGGUGAUCUUGGUUCCUGUUCCAGGAACCCCUCUAACCCCAUUCCAUCUGAGCUGGUACCCCUCUCUAAGUGACCUCAAGCCUGCUGUGGGUGCAUUCAAGCUCUGUUGUUGGUGACCUCAAGCCCCACUCUAGUUCAGUAUGUCCCCACUUUGGGUGAGCUGGUGUUGAGCUCUGGAUGACAUAGUACCCCUCUCUAGGUGAGUUGGAGCCCUGCUCCAGUUGAGUUCUAGCCCUGCUCCCUGUGACUUCAGUUCCCACUCUGAGUGACUUCAUGCCCCGUUCCAGGUGACCUUGAACCCUGUUUCUGGUUAUUUUGUGCUUUACUCAAGGUGAGCUUGAGUCCUGUGCCUAGAUGAACUUGGGCCCUGCUUCACUUGAGCUAGAGCCCUGCUCAGGUGAGCAUGUGUACCACUCUUGGUGAGAAUGAGAGUGGCAUCAGUGGGCAUGAACGUUGCCUCAGAUGAGCUGGAACCCCCUUCUUGUUGAGCUUGUGCCCUGCUCCUGGUGAGCACUAGUCCUGCUCUGGGUGAGCUUGAACCCAGCUUUGGGUGAGCAUGUGCCUGGCUCUGGUUGAGCUGGAGCCCCUCUCCUCACCUUGAGCCUUGCUCCAGGUGACCUCAUGCUCUGCUUCUAGUGAGCUCAUGCCCCACUCUGGGUGACAUCAAGCCCUGCCCUUAUGAGCAUGAGCUCUGUUCCAGGUGAUCCUCCUCUUUCUGCCCCUUGCUUACUUGUGUCCUCUCUCUCUCUCUCUCUGAAAUAAAAUAAAAUGAAAUCUGUUUUGUACUGUCUUAAAAUAUACCUGUUUACAUUUUUUAAUUUAAAUUUUUGUUAUUUCUAAUUUAAAUUUAUUAUAUUCAGCUGUUGUAAUCUGUAAAUGUUGAUAUUUUAACAAAUGUACUGAAUUUCUGUUAACAUAAUGUGGGUAGUUUAUGUGAAUAUCCUAUUUGUGUUUGAAAAAACAAUGCAUAUAAUGUGAUUACAAGUUGUUGGGUUGCACAUAAUGCCCAUGAUAUAAAUAAUUUAUUUUCUUAUUGAUA